This is a messenger RNA of Drosophila ananassae, 2123 nucleotides long. Its product is annotated as piggyBac transposable element-derived protein 1-like. The record is from RefSeq and is a predicted model, not a curated record. The coding region runs from base 550 to 1689 and encodes 379 amino acids. Lineage: Eukaryota; Metazoa; Arthropoda; Insecta; Diptera; Drosophilidae. The transcript is spliced from 2 exons.
ACUAUUUCAUAGUGUUUAUAAAGAAAGUGACAUGUGUUAGUGUGAUGUCAUAAUGCAACAAGGCUUUUUUUUAUUAGUAUGACCUGAUCCCACUCUACCAUGAGUUUUGACAACAUAAGUUUACUUUUCCCGCCAAUUUUGUGAAACAAGCACGAAUAAUGUCAGAAAAAGGAUUAACGCCUUCGCAAAUAGAAAGUUUUUUUAAUAGCGUGGAUAGCGAGGAUGAUCUCGACUUUUCUGCUGAUGACGAAAGCGAUUACUAUCCCAAUAAAGAAGAUUUUGAGACCUCAGAUGACGAAGUUUUGGAAAAUCAAGUUGAACUCCCUACCGACUUGAAUGUUCCAAGCAAGGAUGUCAACGAUGUUGCGACUUCUAGCAAAAAGGACCUAAGAAGGAAUUUGCUAUGGAGACAACGCAGUUUGAUUUUGAAUGAGAACCAACUUCAGCUGCUCACGAGCACUGCGUUACCUCCGGAACUAAUGGAGCUGUCCCAGCCUAUUCAAUUUUUUUCGUAUCUAUUUCCUAAAAAAGUUUUUGAGAAUAUUUCGAAUGAAACUAACCUUUACAUUCAUCAAAAAGAGCCAAACGCAAAUAUUACUUUUACUCCUUUGGAUAUUCAACAGUUUGUUGGAAUUGUGUUGUAUAUGUCCAUUUCACGACUUCCAAAAUGUGCCCUUUACUGGUCAAAACAUUAUGUCACAAAAAACAUUUGAAACAAUCAGACGUCACAUUCAUUUCAACAACAAUGAUAAUAAUCUGCCUUUGACUGAUUCCCGUCAUGAUCGGCUUUUCAAAAUACGACCACUUAUUCAGGAAAUUAAUAAUAAUUUUGGAAAAGUACCUAAGGAACAGUUUUUGUGUGUCGACGAACAGAUUUGUUCAACAAAAGCAAGAUCACAUAUGAAACGGUACAAUCCUAACAAGCCUCAUAAAUGGGGAUAUAAAAUAUAUGUUUUAAGCGGUAAUUCGGGCUUCUGCUAUAAAUUCGAGAUUGAUUCUGGCAAUGAAAACGUAGUACUACUUAACGAGCCAGAUCUAGGAGCAGCAUCAAAUUGUGUUGUAAGAUUGGCCAGAGAAGUCCCCAGGCAUCAGAAUUUUCGCCUAUAUUUUGACAAUUAUUUUAAUUCAUUACCUCUUUUAAACAAGGCCAAAAAGGAAUAUAUACAAAUUGACCGUCCUUUCGCUGUAGCACAAUACAACAGUUAUAUGGGAGGCGUUGAUCUGAUCGACAGUAUAAUCGGAAGAUAUAAAAUUUUAUUGAGAAGCAAACGUUGGCAAGUCAGAAUCUUUUAUCAUUUACUGGACCUUACAAUCAGCAACGCUUGGUUGUUGUAUAAACGUGUUAUGAAGGCAAAUGGAUAUCCUGGAAAAGUUUUAAGUUCAUCAGACUUUCGGCUUGAUAUCGCAGAAGUGCUAACAAAAGUUAACACUAAAUCAAAAUUGGGUAAACGAAGUUCCGUCAUUGAAAAUGAAUUGCAGCUAAAGAAGCAGAGAGGUCCAACUCAGCAUGUACCAAACCAAAUGGUACGACAGGAUCAGGUUGGACAUUGGCCAAUUUGGGCAGACAAAAGAAUAAGAUGCAAGUUUCCAAACUGUGCAGGAUAUUCUCAAGUCAUGUGCAACAAAUGUGGAGUAGCUUUAUGCUUCAAUAAAAGAAAUAAUUGUUUCACCAAUUUUCACUUAAAUUAAACAGUAAUUUAAGCGCCUUAUAGCAAAUAUUAUAAUAAAAUUUACGUUUUAUCUAUGUAAACUGAGCACUGAAACUAUUAAAUAUAUUAUGAAUUCAAAUAUUUUGUUUAAUGCACUAAAAACAUUACAAAUAUAUUCAUUUAUGUUAAAUAAAUUUUUGGAUUAUAUUAAGUUUAAUUUUGAACCCAAGCAUAUUUGAUGUAUUUAUGCAACAUAUCCUUUAUCCUUAAUAAAAGUGUAAAAAAUCAAAAAUCGGGAAAACGAAAAAAAAGUGUAUUUUUUAUUUUUAAUUAUAUAUCUAAAAACAAAAACCGCAUCAAAAUCGGAGUUUAUGCCAUAUGAAGGGUUAAGUUAGAAAGAUGGGAUUUGGUACAGAUUCUAUUUUGGAAAAAAAAAUCUGAUUUGUCGAAUUUCAUAAGGAUCGGCCGACUAUA